AUGGCCAACUCCUGCUGCUUGCCUUGCUGCCAGCCUUCCUGCUGCACGACCACCUGCUGUAAGCCAACCUGUGUGACAAGCUGCUGCCAGCCAUGCUGCAAGCCCAGCUCUUGUGAGACCACCUGUUGUAAUCCAACUUGUGUGACCAGCUGCUGCUGCUGCACACCAUGCUGCAAGCCCAGCUGCUGUGAAACCACCUGCUGCAGGACCACCUGCUGUAAGCCAACCUGUGUGAUCAGCUGCUGCUGUCCACCCUGCUGCCAGCCCAGCUGCUGUGAGACCACCUGCUGGAAAACCACCUGCUGUAAACCAACCUGUGUGAACAGCUGUUGCUGCACACCCUGCUGCCAACCCAGCUGUUGUGAAAUCUGCUACUUCUGGCCUUGCUGCUGUGAGCCCUGCUGCUGUGAGCCCUGCUGCUGCCAGCCCUGCUGCUGUGAGCCCUGCUGCUGCCAGCCCUGCUGCUGUGAACCCUGCUGCUGUCCAACCUGCUGUGAAAACACCUGUUGCUAA
Molecule: messenger RNA, 513 nt
Organism: Chionomys nivalis (European snow vole)
Lineage: Eukaryota; Metazoa; Chordata; Mammalia; Rodentia; Cricetidae
Product: keratin-associated protein 9-1-like
Exons: 1
Coding region: 1-513 (170 amino acids)
Cellular component (GO): keratin filament
Source: RefSeq, a predicted model, not a curated record